AUGCAACAACUCUACGAAACAACCGAAGCGGAAAUAGAAGAAUGGGAUCCAGUUCAAUAUGUCGCUGAGGAUGAGCAUGGCAAAGAGCUGCUCCAGACGCCUGCUUCGACCAAGAAAAUUGAAGAAGAACGCAAGAAGCAUGAGCGAUCAAAGCCUAGAUGUUUUCGGAUUUCUCUUCGACAUUCUUGUUGUAUUCACCUCCCGCUCUCCUCACUGUCUUCUACCACUGGGAAGCUGCGAAAUACGGACCAGGUUCCCGCUACUGCCUCGCACCCGCAGAGCUUCACCUUCUUCCCGCCAUCGAUGACGUUGCGAGCAAACUGGAGAGACUACAUCCUCGUUGAUGAGCGCGACAAACCUCCGGGUCCGUACUUGGACGAAUCAACCGCCGAUCUCCUGCGUUGCAUCAACAGGCAUGCGCGACUACAUUUGAGGUCGUCGUUUAGCGUGACGCGGAGAGGACGAGACAAUGACCGCGGAGGAGCUGGUGGAGCCGGUGCCCUCGACGACACCGAUGAUGUUGCGGGUGUCAACUUCAACAACUACUCUCGAGACUCCCUCAUGCGCAAGCUCGCCCGGAUGAAGAACCCGCCUGUCGCCUGUGCCAAAUGA
Molecule: messenger RNA, 612 nt
Organism: Mytilinidion resinicola
Lineage: Eukaryota; Fungi; Ascomycota; Dothideomycetes; Mytilinidiales; Mytilinidiaceae
Exons: 4
Coding region: 1-612 (203 amino acids)
Source: RefSeq, a predicted model, not a curated record